GUUUUCUCCAUUCACAACAUCAACAACAAACAACCAUCUUCUCCAUUUUCCUCCUUUUAAACCCUCUUUCUCUCUCACACAACCCGAAAAAGAAGAACAAAACCACCACUCUCUCUCUCUCUCUCUCUCUCAAAAAAAAUCCCUCCUUUCCCUUUAUCUCUCUUUCUAAACCCACCAAGGAAAACCCAACCUCUCAACAUGACGGAGGAAGCCCAUAAGCCGGCGGCGGCGGCGGAGACAGCUGCUCCUUCUGCGGAGGAGGUGACUGUGGUCGCCGACGUGCCUCUGGCGCCGGAGAAGCCGGAGACUGAGAAGGAGGCGCCGCCGGUGCCGGAGCCUGAGCCGGUAGUGGCGGAGAAGGCUGCGGCGGUGGUUGAGGAGGUUGUGGGGGCCGAGAAGGCGGAGAAGCCGAAGGCUGUUGUUGAGGAGGAGAAGGCGAUUGCUCAGUCGGUGUCGUUUAAGGAGGAGAGCUAUGUCGUCAGCGAGCUUCCCGAGGCUCAGAAGAAGGCUCUUGACGAGUUCAAGCAGCUCAUCCAGGAGGCACUGAGCAAGCACGAGUUUACGGCUAAGGAGGAAGAGAAGAAGGAGGAAGAGAAGAAGGAUGAGGAGAAGAAGGAGGAGGAGAAAACUGAGGAGAAGGAAGAAGAGAAGAAGGAAGAGGAGAAGGAGGAAGAGAAAACCGAAGAGAAAGUCGAGGAGAAAACUGAAGAGAAAACCGAGGAAACCGAAGAGAAAGUCGAGGAGAAAACCGAAGAGAAAGUCGAGGAGAAAACUGAAGAGAAAACCGAGGAGAAAGUCGAAGAGAAGAAAAUUGAGGAGAAAACUGAAGAGCCUCUGAAGGAUGAGCAAGUGGUGGAGACUGUGGUGGUGGAGAAAGUGACGGCGGUUGUCGAUGAGGACGGAGCUAAGACAGUCGAGGCGAUCGAGGAGACCGUCGUCGUUUCCAUCGAUGAGGCGGCGACCUCAUCGGCCAAAGCCGGGGAGGAAGAGCCGAAGAAAGCGGAGGAGGAGAAGGAAAAGGAAUCCUCCGCCGCCGCCGAGGCCGAAGCCGCGGCGGCGGAGCCGGCUCCCGAGCCUGAAGAGGUCUACAUAUGGGGAAUUCCGCUGCUCGGAGACGAGAGGAGCGACGUGAUCCUUCUAAAAUUCCUCCGGGCGAGAGACUACAAGGUGAAGGACGCCUUCACCAUGAUCAAGAACACCGUCCGCUGGAGGAAGGAUUUCGGAAUCGACACGCUGAUCGAGGAGGAUCUCGGCAGCGACUGGGAUAAGGUUGUGUUCACUCACGGCGUCGACAAGGAAGGCCACUCGGUUUGCUAUAACGUAUUCGGGGAGUUUCAGAGCAAGGAGUUGUAUCAGAACACUUUCGGAGAUGAAGAGAAGAGGUCAAAGUUCAUCAAGUGGAGAAUUCAGUUCUUGGAGAAGAGCAUUAGAAAGUUCGAUUUCGAUCCCAAGGGAAUCUCCACAAUUGUUCAGGUCAACGACCUCAGAAACUCCCCUGGACUCUUCAAGAGAGAGCACAAUCAGGUCACUAACCAGGCUCUUCAGCUUCUUCAAGACAACUACCCUGAGUUCGUUGCCAAACAGGUGUUUAUCAAUGUGCCAUGGUGGUAUUUGGCCUUCAAUAGGAUGAUCAGUCCUUUCCUCACUCAGAGGACCAAGAGCAAGUUUGUAUUUGCUGGACCAUCGAAGUCCGCCGAGACUCUUUUCAGAUACAUAGCUCCUGAACAUGUCCCUGUUCAGUACGGUGGACUGAGCCGUGAGGGCGACCAAGAAUUCACCACUUCUGACCCUGUCACUGAGAUCACCGUAAAGCCUGCAGCGAAACACACCGUUGAAAUCCCAGUCUCUGAGUCGAGCAUUCUGGUUUGGGAAAUCAGAGCUUUGGGAUGGGAUGUAACCUAUGGAGCUGAAUUUGUACCUAGCGCUGAGGAUCACUACACUGUAAUAGUACAAAAGGCGAGGAAGAUCAGCCUGGCAGACGAACCAGUUAUCGCAAACAGCUUCAAAGUCGGUGAACCGGGAAAGAUUGUGCUCACAAUUGACAACCAAAGCUCCAAGAAGAAGAAGCUCUUGUACAGGUCCAAGACCAAGCCUUCUUAUGAAUAAAUAAGCUUCUCAAAUCAUCAUAAUAAUCAAGUUCCUGCAAGUUUCCCAAUCGGAUUCUUCGCGACAUUCAAAAGAUUUGGAGAAUAAGCAGGGGGGUUCUUUGUUCUUGAGGAGAAAAAAGAAAAGACGGGGUUUAAAAUUUUUUUUAUUUUUAUUGUUCUCUGUUUCUUUU
Molecule: messenger RNA, 2278 nt
Organism: Morus notabilis
Lineage: Eukaryota; Viridiplantae; Streptophyta; Magnoliopsida; Rosales; Moraceae
Product: patellin-3
Exons: 4
Coding region: 199-2106 (635 amino acids)
Molecular function (GO): lipid binding
Source: RefSeq, a predicted model, not a curated record